AUGGAUACCCGUCAGGAAAAGAUCAUCAGGCAGACCGACUUGGAUGCGCUAUCGCUGCGCCACAGCGCCAACAAAAAUGGCUACUUUGACCCUGCUGACCCUUACAUCGACGACCUUAUCGCGCUGUACCAGAACUAUCUCCACUAUACUGGGGGGUACACGUCGAUGCUGGCGUCACGAACGGUACGUCUGGCGUUCGCUGAACGUAAAUUACCCAUUAUCAAUAGGGGGACUUACUUGAGAACUAAAGCGAUCGAUCUCGCUAUCGAGCGGUUUCUUGAUCAAUAUGAGGGCAAACCAACACAAAUUGUGCUGUUAGGAGGAGGAUCUGAUACUAGAGUGUUUGGUUUACUUGAGAAGUACCCUGAUUUGGUGUACCACGAGCUUGACUUCCCUGAUCUGACAAAAGUGAAAAAGCUCGCGAUUGAAGCUAAUCCUCGGCUUGCCAAAGCAGUGGGAAUUGACCCGGGAUACACCCCGACACUGGUGAAUAAUCGGGCUGAAUGGGAAGCGGUUGAAGGCGAUAUCCACACAUCCAAGUACCAUCUCGUGGGGUUUGAUUUGCGUAACUUGACUACCGGUAUCCCUUACCCUCAUCUCGAUUCUGAAUUGCCGACAUUGAUCAUUUCCGAAUGUGUCCUCUGUUAUGUUAGCCCUGAACAGGCAGAGCUGAUUCUUAAGUACUGGAUGGCCGCGGCUAAAGAUUCCUAUUUCAUCAUCUACGAGCCCAUCCUGUUGGGCGAUGCCUUUGGUGCCACCAUGGCCAAAAAUCUCGCUACUCGAGGCAUCAAUUUGAUGCUGUUUGAAGCGUAUCCCACCAUUGAUCUGCGACGUCAAUGGCUUGAGAAAUGCGGCAUGACUGAGGUUGCCGUCGACGAUAUAGCCACUGUUGGUGGCUAUACAGGUUUCCUGUGGAUCUCCAACGCCGAGCUUGCUCGGAUAAACCGAUUAGAACUCGUGGAUGAAGUGGAGGAGAUCGUCAUGUUAUAUAAGCACUACGUUGUGUGCUACGGCGAGCACCACCGAUAG
Diutina rugosa is the source of this 1029-nucleotide messenger RNA. Its product is annotated as leucine carboxy methyltransferase. Gene Ontology annotation, molecular function: protein C-terminal leucine carboxyl O-methyltransferase activity. Gene Ontology annotation, biological process: C-terminal protein methylation. The transcript has a single exon. Lineage: Eukaryota; Fungi; Ascomycota; Pichiomycetes; Serinales; Debaryomycetaceae. The coding region runs from base 1 to 1029 and encodes 342 amino acids. The record is from RefSeq and is a predicted model, not a curated record.